AUGCCUCGAUGUGUGUCCUUUCCCCGUCCUUGUCUCCCUCCAUCCGACCAGACGGCUUUGCCAUACAGCACGCCCUGUCUCUCUUGCCGUCGAUCUCACCCGCACACCAUGAGGUCCACGAUUUCCGUUCUCUCCGUCGUGCUCCUUCUGGGCCUAGCUCUUUGCGGCACGAGCCAUGCAAGGCCGGCCACCGCCCCGCAGUCAAAGCCGCUCGUCGCCCAGCUCCAGGUCAAGGCGUCCGGUGCACACCUCAAGCAGCUGGAGCAGAACGACCCCGACUCUGCUCCCAACCCCGUCGCGAGCCUGGAAGAGGGCCUCGGAAAGGUGCUCAACGCGAGCUACGUCUCCGUGGUGCAGGGCCCCGGCGGCGAGGGACGCUUUGCGGGAGGACCGAAGACGCACCACUUUGACUGGAACAUCCACUAUGCUGACGGAGCGCCAGAUGGCUACGCGAAACGGCAGAUCAUGAUCAACGGCCAAGCUCCUGGACCGACGAUCGAGUGCAACGAGGGCGACGAGAUCGUCGUCAUGGUUCACAACCACCUCGACGUCGGCACCGGCAUCCACUGGCACGGCAUGUUCCAGAACUCGACGCCCUACAUGGACGGCAUCCCGGGCUUCACACAGUGUCCCAUCCCGGCGGGAGGCAGCUUCGAGUACCGCUUCCGCGUCCAGGGCCAGUUUGGCACUUACUGGUACCACUCGCACGAGGCGGUGCAGUACACCGACGGCCUCUACGGACCCCUGAUCGUCCACUCGCCCAACGACCCGUAUCAGCAGGGCCGCGACUACGACGACGAGAUCAUCAUCCUCCUGGCCGACAACUACCACGACUACGCCGACAAGAUCGUUCGCGAGAUGCUGUCGCCUGCAGGCUACAAGGGAACGCCAGCGGCGCCGAGCCCACAGAGCGCCCUGAUCAAUGGCCGCGGCGUGUUCAACUGCUCCAUGGCCGAGCACAAGUCACGCUGCGCCGAUCUCAAGACUCCGACCAGGUCUGUGGUGCCGGGAAAGACGUACAGGCUGCGAAUCAUCAACGGAGGCUCCCAUGCUUUCAACUACGUCUCGAUCGAUGGCCACAUGCUGGACGUGAUUGCCGCCGAUGGCACGCCCAUCUUCAAGCAGUCGGUGCACCGCAUCCCGCUCCACAACGGCCAGCGCUACGACGCCCUGGUCACGAUGGACGUCGGCGAGCCUGGAGACUCGUUCCUGCUGCGCUCCUUCAUCGAGACGUCGUGCUUCGCGGUGGUCGACCCGGCGCUCGACCCCACGGCCAACCUCACGCUGCAGUACCAGUUCUUCCCCGAAGAGCCCGUCAGUUCGCCGGUGCCCCGCGACUGGAGCGACAUGAACAACAGCAACAACACCGGCUGCGUCGACUUCUCCGACGACCUGCUGACGCCGUUGAUCCCGCAGACCGUGCCCGAGAACAAGAAUCCCGACGGGGUUGGCAAGUUCAUCACCGGCUUCGGAUUCAUGAACAUCAGCUCCACACAGAGGGUCGGUCGCUUCUUCGUCAACGGCACCUCGUACGUCAACUACAUCAACCGUCCGUUCCUCGAGUCGGUCCACCGCGGCGGCGCGAUCAACCCCGCCCAGAUCACGAGCAUGACCUUCAACGACGACGUAUGGGUGGCCGACAUUAUCCUGGUCAACACCGACGUGAUCGACCACCCUUACCACCUCCACGGCGUCGAGAGCCACAUCAUCGGCCGCGGCAGCGGCAACCUCACCGUCGAGGAGUGGAAGACCAAGAGCUUCAACACCAUCAACCCUCCGCGCCGCGACACGAUCGUGGUGCCGCAAAAGACGUGGGCGGUGCUGCGCGUCUUCUCCGACAACCCGGGCGUUUGGGCCAUGCACUGCCACAUCGCCUUCCACCUUGCCGGCGGCUUCAUGGGGGCCGUCGUCAUCCACCCCGAAGCCAUCAAGCAGCUGCCCUACCCGAGCUCGGUCCUGGACCUCUGCCCGACCGACGCGGCAUCGCUGAACACGAUCGAGGUCCCCUGA
Messenger RNA from Pseudozyma flocculosa PF-1, 2010 nucleotides. RefSeq lists its product as uncharacterized. Bases 1 to 2010 code for a protein of 669 amino acids. Gene Ontology annotation, molecular function: oxidoreductase activity; copper ion binding. NCBI's taxonomy places the organism in Eukaryota, Fungi, Basidiomycota, Ustilaginomycetes, Ustilaginales, Ustilaginaceae. The record is from RefSeq and is a predicted model, not a curated record. The transcript has 7 exons.